UCCCUUUUACAUCUGCAGAGAUGUCAUUUUGAAAUGUAUAGAAGGACUUUCAGGGUUAAGAGGAAAGUGAGAACUUCAUCAGCGUACGGCCAGUUAUUUAUGGCAGGAACUGGACCUUGUUUGAAGAUUAGCUGAGUUAAGGGUAGGAAUAAAAUUUUAUUUGACAUGUUUUUUUUUUCCCUCCAAAAGAAAUACCAGUUACAUUUUUUUCUUUUUCUUCUUCUUUUUUUUUUUUUUUAAACCAGACAAGGUCUUUCCAUGUUGCUCAGGCUGGCCUUGAACCUCCUAGGUCCAAGUGAUCCACCUCUGAGUACUGGGAAGACAGGCGUGUCCCACCACCCCUACUUUCAAGUGUUCUUGAUACAAAAUUUAUACUUUUAAACAUUUUAAGAAAACUUAUCAUGAAAAGUGAGAAAAGGGAAAAUGUUCAUGUAGAUUUCAUUGGGUUUUGUGGAAUUUUUCAUUUGCUUUGAUGGGAAUGGGGUAUUUGGAUUUGCUUUGAAUGGAUUUAAUAUUGAGGUUAGUAAGACCAAAUUAAGAGACACCUGCCUGCACCAUACUUUGAGUCUCCAGAUCACCAGGUCUGAUCUGGUUUCAUAGCUUGUCCCCACUUCCACUGGCUAGUGAUUUGAUAGAAUUCUUUGUCUAAUAAUGUAACUGAUGGAUGAAAGGGCAUAUUUAGGUCAAUAUAAAAUGAGAGCUAGCAUUUACUGAGAGCUUACUGUAUGCCAGGCACCAUUCAUUCUAAGUGUUUCCAUGUGUUCAAAUGCCCAUACCACACUGUGAGGUAAGUAUUAAUAACCUCCUCUUACAGAUGAUAAACAGAGCCACAAAGAAGUAAAGUCAUUAAUUAGGAUUAAAAUUAGGAUCAGCCAAGAUCAAACCACAAAAAAAUUGGUAGUUUGAACCCAUAGCUAGUGCACCUUAAACUGCCUGUGCUGUGAACCAUGCGGUCUUGGGAGGGCUUCUAUGUUUAUAGCCUUCAUUCAGGGUCUUUUGAUUACACACAAUUUCACCAUGUUUUCCAAGCUCAAGACACUCACUGAAAGCAUCUAAAACAAUGACUUUCUCACUUCACAUUGACAGUCUAAUGCAUUCUGACAGCUGAAACAACUGUGGUGUACGUUGUUUUCUGGAGGGUUCAGCUUGUGGCUGUGCAGCCCUUCCUCCAAAUCCAGGAGCCACAUUAAUGCCCUUUGUCUCUGCCAGGUGCUCCAGUUAUGGAGAUUCUGGCCCUAGUGUCAGCGUAGCACAUGCCUGGGGCACACAACACAACAGACCCGCGCUUCAGGCACAGACUGUUCUACUGAUGUCCGGGAUUCGCUGCGGUUAUUCUGUAGCUUUAGGAACGAGUUAAUUUUCUAGAAGGGCAUGAUACAAGGAACAUGUCAUUCAAGAAAGGUGCCUUGAGCACUACUCCAUCUUUACAAUUAAGGAGUCAAAAUGGGAGUCCGCACAUCCGGUUGGUUAGAGGGUUAGCAGGAUAUUUGGGGAAAUGAGAAUUAAAGCCCAAGGGCUUUAAUCAGAGAAGCUGCAUCUGAAUGUUUCAAGUCUACAAACCUUAGGCGGUUCCUUUAAGCUGUGGAGCUGCUGCUUCCCGGACGUGGAAGAAUGGCCCGCCUCUAGCCUCUGUCACGAGUGACGACGCUAAGCGUGGGGGUGGCUUCUGGGUGGGGCUGCGCCUGCGCUGCGUGGAAGCUUCUCCAACGCUUGCGCUGUGGAAGCUUCCCAGGAUCCCGCGCGUGCGUGCUGCCGCCCUGCGCCGCGACCCCGCCCCCCCCCCACCUGCGCGUGCCUUUCACAGCCCGGGCGUGAGACAUGGUGUUGUCAGAGCUGGCGGCGCGCCUCAAUUGCACUGAGUACAAAAACUGGGUGAAGGCAGGACAUUGCCUGCUGCUGCUGCGCAGCUGCCUGCAGGGGUUCGUCGGCCGCGAGGUGCUCUCCUUCCAUCGCGGACUGCUCGCUGCAGUUCCCGGCCUUGGUCCCCACGCCACCUGCCGCGGCGGCUCCCGGUGCAGCCCGCGCGCUCGCCAGUUUCAGCCUCAGUGUCAAGUGUGCACAGAGUGGAAACGCGAGAUCUUGAGGCAUCACGUCAACAGAAAUGGAGACGUGCACUGGGGAAAUUGUCGGCCUGGCCUCUGGCCCGUGGACGCUUGGGAGGUAGCCAAGGCCUUCAUGCCUCGAGGACUGGCAGAGAAACGAGGACCUGAGGAAUGUGAUGCGGUUGCUCUGUUGAGUCUCAUCAACUCCUGUGAUCACUUCAUGGUUGACCGGAAGAAAGUCACCGAGCUAAUUCGGUGUCGGAACGAGAUAAUGCACUCUUCAGAGAUGAAAGUAUCUUCUACGUGGCUUCGAGAUUUUCAGAUAAAGAUCCAGAAUUUUCUGAAUGAAUUCAAGAAUAUUCCAGAGAUUGUAGCAGUAUAUUCCAGAAUAGAACAGCUGCUGACAUCUGACUGGGCUGUUCACAUUCCUGAGGAGGAUGAACGAGAUGGGUGUGAAUUGGAAACAGGAAGUUACUUGAGUGUGAGCCAAAUCCAUGAAAUUGAAACGGAACUGCUGAAGGAAAAACUGCAAGAGAUGUAUCUUCAGGCAGCUGCAGAAGAGGCGUUGCCAGAAGAGAUCUCGAAUCGACUGGAUGUGGUGAAAGCGUUUCUGAGAAACAACACAGAUCUCAGAAAUAGCCUCACAAAAGACGUGCAGAAACUAGACAGCCUCCAUCUCCAGCAUCAGAAACAGACUUCAAAGGAUGCUGAGAGACAGCCAGCUGAAAGGAAGCCUUGAGGUCAAUGGAAUUAGACAUCUUCGUGUCAACUCUGGACUUUGCUCUGUUCCCAAAACUGCCUAGAAGAAACGCGCCAUGCCAAGGCUCAGCAAACAUGAGUGGCUCCUUCACCUGGUCAGCUGCCUGCCUCAGAUGGAAUCUUCAGAGAAUGGCUGCAGAGAGACCGUAUUUGGCCUAGAUUUUGACUUUAGAACCCAUGUGAAUGCAAGUGUGCCUGCAGCUUGGUGGUCUCAUUUCCCGUUGCUGUUUGCUUUUCAGUCUUACCUUUUCUUUCUCCCUUCAUUGUUCUCCCUUCUCAAGUUCCUUGAGAAGACUUCAAGAGUAAAACAAGACUUUGCAUUUAUUUUGCAACUUUGCCAAAACAAACAACAACAACAAAAAAAAAAACCCUAAUGAAAUACCUCCUCCUUUCUAGAUCUGAGGUA
This is a messenger RNA of Peromyscus leucopus (white-footed mouse), 3207 nucleotides long. It is a transcript of the gene CXHXorf38, whose product is annotated as chromosome X CXorf38 homolog. The transcript has 7 exons. Bases 1819 to 2781 code for a protein of 320 amino acids. The record is from RefSeq and is a predicted model, not a curated record. NCBI's taxonomy places the organism in Eukaryota, Metazoa, Chordata, Mammalia, Rodentia, Cricetidae.